AGACUGCUUCUUAAGACAAACAUGCAUCUUGCCUUUUGGCUACUGGGAUUACUAAUAUUACUACAAAGCAUCUUGAAUGUAACAUCAGCAGCAAGACCCAAAGUUCACCCAAGGCAAGCUAAGCUCCUGGAAAGCCUGGGUGAGUAUGAGAUAGUGACUCCCACAAGAGUGAAUGAGUUUGGAGAAGUUUUCCCCAACAAUAUGCACUUCAAACGGCAGAAGAGGAGCGUCAGCCCCCAUCCAGAACCUGACCUCUGGGCCAACACUACCACUCAUUUUAACCUCUCCGCCUUUGGACAGAAGUUCUUGUUCAACCUUACUGCCAACUCUGGAUUUAUGGCACCAGUGCUGACUGUCAGCUUCUUUGGCCAGCCUGAGGAGAAUGUGACUCACUACUACGAUCAGGGCACAGACUUUGGGCAUUGCUUCUACACGGGGCAUGUCAAUGCCAGGAGAGAACACGUUGCAGUUAUCAGCCUGUGCUCAGGAAUGCUUGGCACAUUCAGGUCUCAGGACGGGGACUAUUUUGUUGAACCUCUGCUCUUAGUGGAUGGAGAAGAGCGUGAAGAAGAAGAAAACAAGCCACACAUAGUAUACAGACACAUCACACCUCAAAAUGCAUCAAGGGAAAAAAAGACAUGUGACACUAAAGGUCGAAAAUAUAAUCCAGUCAAACACAGGAAUAGGGGAACUCCGCAGACACAAAACGGAAUGUUUUCAGAGGUAGAGAACACAAGAAAGAGGCUAGUACCAAACCAAGAUCCCUCAUAUGAUAAUAGUGACAAGAUCAAUGCAACACAUACCCUCAGAAGAACAAAACGCUUUCUGUCCUACCCUCGGUAUGUUGAAGUGAUGGUAGUUGCUGACAACAAGAUGGUUGAAUUUCACGGUGCUAACCUCCAUCAUUAUGUUUUAACGCUAAUGUCCAUAGUAGCUUCUAUUUAUAAGGACCCAAGCAUUGGAAAUUUGAUAAAUAUUGCUGUAGUAAAGUUAGCCGUUAUCCAUGAUGAACAGGAGGGUCCAUCCAUCUCUUAUAAUGCUCAAACCACUUUAAAAAACUUUUGUAUAUGGCAACAGUCCCAGAAUCACCCGGAUGACAACCAUCAUUCGCAUCAUGAUACCGCGGUGCUUAUUACAAGACAGGAUAUAUGCAGAGCUCAGGAGAAGUGUGAUACAUUAGGCUUGGCUGAACUCGGCACAGUGUGUGACCAGUACAGAAGUUGUUCGAUCAGUGAAGACAACGGACUGAGCACGGCGUUUACGAUAGCACAUGAGCUUGGACAUGUAUUCAAUAUACCACAUGAUGACAGUAAUAAAUGUAAAGAAGAGAAUGGGAAAAACCAGCAAUAUGUUAUGGCCCCGACUCUAAAUUAUAACACUCAUCCCUGGAGGUGGUCGAAAUGCAGCAGGAAGUAUAUUACACAGUUUCUAGAUACAGGAUAUGGUGAAUGUUUACUUGACGAACCUGUAUCCCGAUCAUAUUCCUUGCCCCAGCAACUGCCUGGUGUGAUGUACAAUGUGAAUAAGCAGUGUGAGCUGAUAUUUGGCCCAGGAUCGCAGAUGUGCCCAUAUAUGCAGAUGCAGUGUCGGAGACUGUGGUGCAUUAACAUGGAGGGGCCCCACAAGGGCUGCCGAACACAACACACCCCGUGGGCGGAUGGGACGGAAUGUGAGCGCGGAAAGUACUGCAGGUAUGGCCUGUGUAUUCCGAGGGAACGAGAUGGAUCAGUUAUCGAUGGUUCGUGGGGAUCCUGGAGUCCGUUUGGGCCUUGUUCCAGAUCUUGUAGUGGGGGAAUUAAAACCUCCAUUCGAGAGUGCAACAGGCCAGAGCCAAAAAACGGCGGUAAAUACUGCGUGGGGCGAAGGAUGAAGUUUAAAUCUUGCAACACUGAACCCUGUUCCAAACAGAAGAAAGACUUCAGAGAGGAGCAGUGCGCUGACUUUGAUGGGAAGCAUUUCAAUAUCAACGGUCUACCUCCUAACGUGCGCUGGGUGCCUAAGUACAGUGGAAUUCUAAUGAAGGACCGCUGUAAACUGUUCUGCCGCGUGGCAGGGAGCACAGCCUAUUACCAGCUCAAGGACAGAGUUGUCGAUGGGACGUCAUGCGGGCCGGACACAAAUGACAUCUGCGUGCAAGGAUUGUGUCGGCAAGCUGGUUGCGAUCACGUCCUGAACUCAAAAGCCAGAAGAGAUAAGUGCGGUGUCUGUGGCGGAGACAACUCAUCCUGCAAGACUAUUGCUGGAACGUUUAACAUAGUGCAUUAUGGCUACAAUACUGUGGUUCGUAUUCCAGCUGGCGCUACAAACAUUGAUGUGCGGCAGCACAGCUACUCAGGGAAGCCGGAAGACGACAACUACCUUGCUUUGUCAAACAGUCAUGGGGAAUUCCUUCUGAAUGGCGAGUUUGUGGUCAGUAUGUUCAAAAGGGAAAUCAAAGUGGGGAACACGGUGAUUGAGUACAGCGGGUCAGACCACGCCAUUGAAAGAAUUAAUUGUACGGAUCGGAUUGAGCAAGAAAUUGUACUGCAGAUAUUAUCAGUUGGCAAUUUAUACAACCCCGAUGUCCGAUAUACUUUUAAUAUCCCCAUUGAAGAUAAAGCUCAGCUAUUCUAUUGGAAUCCCUAUGGACCUUGGCAGGCGUGCAGUAAAAUUUGCCAAGGAGAACAGAAACGGAAGCCUGUAUGCACAAGGGACUCUGACCAAUUGGUGGUCUCAGAUCAAAGAUGUGACCGAAUUCCUCAGCCCGAGCUGAUUACUGAGCCAUGUAACACGGACUGUGAAUUAAGGUGGCAUGUGGCCAGAAAGAGUGAGUGCACCCCCCAGUGUGGCCCGGGUAUCCGAAACAUUGAUUUCUUCUGUGAAAAGUAUCUCAAAUCGGAGGGGAAGAUGGAAAAGGUGGACGAGCGGUUUUGUGGUGGUCUACAGAAGCCGAACAGCAAGGAGAAAUGUUACGUGGACUGUAACAUUGUAGGAUGGAGCUACUCAGACUGGUCAGAAUGCUCUAAAAGUUGUGGUACUGGGAUAAGGAGACGCAUCGCUAAGUGUGUGAACUCCUUCCAUGAUACCGUGGAUGAUGCCAAAUGUAGCCAGCAGGAGAAGUUAACGGAACAGCGAUGCGGUGACGUCCUGUGUCCACAGUGGAAGACAGCUGAUUGGUCAGAUUGCCUUGUAACCUGUGGGAAGGGACACAAACAUCGGCAGACAUGGUGCCAGUUUGGAGAAGGCAGAGUGAAUGACAGAUUUUGUGAUCCUCAGACGAAGCCGGUUUCGGUCCAGACUUGUCAACAACAGGAGUGUGCAUCGUGGCAAGUCGGUAUAUGGGGACAGUGUACAGCUGCGUGUGGACCCGGUUAUCAGAUGAGAGCAGUGAAAUGCGUCGUGGGCUCUUACGUUGCUGUGGCAGAUGACAGUGAAUGCAAUGCUGCAACUCGACCCACGGACACCCAGGACUGUGAAGCAGCAGCGUGCCCGGCCGUUCCAGAAACCAAACAGAUUGUCGACAGCAAGACACAGUGGAGAUUUGGAUCUUGGACACCUUGCUCAGCAACUUGUGGAAAAGGGACGAGAAUGAGAUAUGUCAGUUGUCGGGAUGAUCAAGGCUCGGUAGCGGAUGAAUCAACGUGCUUGCACCUGCCAAAGCCCUCCGCCACUGAAGUGUGUACGGUGACCCCCUGUGGACAGUGGAAAGCACUGGAGUGGAGCUCUUGCUCAGUAUCUUGUGGCCAGGGGAAAGCAAUGAGGCAAGUUGUCUGCGUGGAUUUCCUCGGUUUGACCGUGGAUCGGAACGAAUGUGACCCUGAAGACAUUCCACAGACUGACCAGGAAUGCUCCAUGUCCCCUUGUCACUAUGUCAACCAUGACUAUGGAAGAUCCGUUCAUUCUUUUCCCAAUAUAGACCACAAAAUACGGUCAAACCCAGUGCUGACCAUUCUGAACAGGAACAAUGUCCGUUCCUCAGGUUCAGUGGGAAACCAGUGGAGAAUAGGCCCGUGGGGAGCGUGUUCUAGCACAUGUGCCGGCGGUUUCCAGCGCCGCGUGGUGGUAUGCCAAGAUGAAAAUGGAUAUCCAGCAGGUAACUGUGAGGAAAGAAGUAAGCCUGCUGAACAGCGUCCGUGUGAAUCUGGACCAUGCCCCCAGUGGGCUUAUGGAAAUUGGGGGGAGUGUUCAAGAAAAUGCGGUGCUGGAACACGGACAAGACUAGUGGUGUGUCAGAGGCCUAACGGGGAGAGAUUUAAUGACCUCAGCUGUGAAGUGCUCGAUAAACCCCCAGACCGCGAGCAGUGUAACACUCAUCAUUGUCCUUCAGAUUCUGCAUGGAAUACAGGACCUUGGAGUUCGUGCUCUGUAUCUUGUGGACGUGGGUUUAAGACCAGGGUUGCAUACUGUGUGGCAAAAGAUGGAUCCAAUGUAGGACAUGAAAACUGUAAGCACCUUGCAAAGCCAAACAUACAGAAAAAAUGUCGUGGGGGUAGGUGUCCGAAGUGGAAAACAGGAGAGUGGGGAAAGUGCUCAGUAACGUGUGGCAGAGGCGUGCAGCAGAGGACCAUCCACUGCCAAAUUGUUGCACAGAAAGUGUCCAGGGACUCGGAGUGUAAUCAGUCUACGAGACCUGUAUCACAGCAAUUUUGCCAGACAGCGACUUGUCCAGUUUACACUUGGAAAGCAGAAGAAUGGCAAGACUGCAGCAAGACUUGCGAUGAAGGGUUCCGCUACCGCAAAGUGUUCUGCGCCAGUGAAGAUAAAAAGGAAGUUCCGGCCUUGCAUUGCGAUGAGACCGACAGACCCUCCGAUGUAGAUAUCUGCAACGUACAGUCCUGUGAAUACAUCUGGAUAACCGGGGAGUGGUCUCAGUGUUCGGUGACAUGUGGGAUGGGCUACCGGCAGAGGCUUGUGUCAUGCAGUGAAGUGUAUUCGGCAAAGGAACACUAUGAGUAUGGCUACCAAAGUUCAGCAAACUGCCCAGGAACCCAACCCCCCAAUGUACAGAGCUGUUUCCUAGGAGAAUGUCCUGUUCUAGCUUCAUGGAGAGUCGGCAACUGGGGAAAAUGUUCCGUUACAUGUGGAGCUGGGACUAUGCAACGUUCCGUGCAGUGUUUAACCAAUGACGAUAUGCCCAGCAACAUGUGUCCUGUGGAUAUGAAACCAGAGGAGAAGAGGCUGUGCUACAAUCCUUACGAGUGCAAUUUACCACGUAGUUGUCAAGACGUUAAACAACGCAGUGUUGACGAAGACGGCGAGCAGUACAUUAUAGUGGAAGAAAAGAUAAUAAAGGUUUAUUGUUCUGGGAUGCAGUCAGAAAGCCCCAAGGAGUAUGUGACACUCGUAAGCGAUGAGGCUGAGAAUUACUCUGAGGUGUUUGGCUAUAGGUUACAGAAUCCCACUGAGUGCCCGUACAAUGGGAGUCGGAGAGAGGACUGCCCCUGCAGAAGGGACUACACAGCAGCCGGCUUUUCCACCUUCAGUAAAGUGAGGCUGGAUCUGACAACUUUACAGAUUAUAACCACGGAUUUGCAGUUUGCACGUACUCUUGAUGGACGACCUGUCCCGUUUGCUACAGCUGGGGAUUGUUACAGCGCAGCUAAGUGCCCUCAGGGUCGUUUCAGCAUCAACCUGACAGGAACCGGCCUUUCAGUAUCCGAAACAACAAAGUGGAUGUCACAGGGAAAUUAUGCAGUGACUGAAAUAGCAAAAUCACCAGAUGGAACCAAAGUGACAGGAAAGUGUGGUGGUUACUGUGGAAAGUGUAUUCCGUCCUCCGCAACUGGCCUCCGCGUUCAGCUGUUAUAGAACUGGUGCUUUAACAAUAAGAUAUCAGAAGUUCAGAUGGAUCAAGACUUGUGUUGCAAUACCUCUACUAUCAACAAUUGUAAAUGUGUACAUAGACUGUAUACCAAGUGGUGUAUAGUAUAAUA
Molecule: messenger RNA, 5912 nt
Organism: Pseudophryne corroboree (corroboree frog)
Lineage: Eukaryota; Metazoa; Chordata; Amphibia; Anura; Myobatrachidae
Gene: ADAMTS9
Product: ADAM metallopeptidase with thrombospondin type 1 motif 9
Exons: 40
Coding region: 22-5787 (1921 amino acids)
Biological process (GO): extracellular matrix organization; proteolysis
Cellular component (GO): extracellular matrix
Molecular function (GO): metalloendopeptidase activity; zinc ion binding
Source: RefSeq, a predicted model, not a curated record